This is a messenger RNA of Dicentrarchus labrax (European seabass), 1462 nucleotides long. RefSeq names its product MID1 interacting protein 1, like (gene mid1ip1l). The record is from RefSeq and is a predicted model, not a curated record. The transcript is spliced from 2 exons. Gene Ontology annotation, cellular component: cytosol. Lineage: Eukaryota; Metazoa; Chordata; Actinopteri; Moronidae. Gene Ontology annotation, biological process: regulation of lipid biosynthetic process. Bases 254 to 745 code for a protein of 163 amino acids.
CUUCUCCGGUAUAAAAGCAAGGACCAGCCGCCAGUCGGUUGGGGAAAUUUGUACUUUCCUUCACGGCGUGGUGGUGUGUGUGUGGACCCUGAGAAGACUUGAUUUAUCUAAACAGCACGUCAACAAAGCUUUUUCCUCAGGUUUACCUCGUGGUUCAGAUCAGCCACCUCCUAAAAACACCAAGCAGCUCUGCCUUAAGCAGCCCCACCUGCCAGCUCUACACUGUAACAAAGCCAACCCCAAAGCCUUCAAAAUGAUGCAGAUCAGCAGCGACUCAGCCAGCAACAAGCACUCCCUCAUCAAUGUCAUGCACCGCUUCAUAGCAGCUGCCAACAACAUGGACGAGACCAUCAUGGUGCCGAGCCUGCUGCGGGAUGUGCCUCUGGAGGAGCAGGCGGCCAGCAAGGUGGAGCCAAACAACAAUCACGAACUGCCGUGUCCCAACAAGCAGAGGGACAUGUACGAGCACUACCUGCUCCUCAAGUCCAUAAAGAACGACAUGGAGUGGGGUCUGCUGAAGAGGGAGAUGAGCAGCGGCGCCAGCUUCCUGGAGAUGGCCGUGAAGCAGGAGGAGCAGCAGCCGGUCACCGGAGACCUGCUCCUGGAUGACAACUCGGACCUGGAGCACCAGUUUCACUAUCACCUCAGGGGACUGUUUGGAGUUCUGUCCAAGCUCACGCUGCAAGCCGACCACCUCACCAACAGAUACAAGAGAGAAAUCGGGGGCGGAAACUUCAUGAGAUAGAAGUCACUGUCUUCUCUCUUUCGGCCCCCCCACCCCCCGGACUGCUUGACUUGCACAAUGGGAUGUGUUGAGAAGAGCCCCCAAUCUCUUCCUAAUAGAUCUCAAUGGACAGGGAACUGACCAGGGUAACCACUUUAUGACCUCUCUCACUCCUGAGUAGCGACACUCCAACUUCCCUCUUGUUCCACCGACCAAACAUACCUGAAACCGGUGACGCCUGCACCUGUCCCUCUGCCUGAGGUCGACGCUUAGUGCUCGGUGGAGGUUUACUGAAUCUGUCCCCAAGUCCAGAUGAAGCACAGCUGUGGUUUAUGCAGAACCUUGCCCUCCCUUGUUUUUUUUGUCUUUUCAAUUUCAAGUUUGAACAUGAAUUUGCCACCAGAUUGUGAAUAAAAGAAGGUUUCUGACUGUAGGAGAAAUUGAAUGCUGGUUAUUCUGUCCCUCCUGUAAAACAUUGUAAUGCUGAGCUGAAGGGCUCUUAUAUAUCUGCAGAGGUUUUAAAUCUUUCCACCUGAUAUUACUGUAACAUGGCGUGCCUUGACUUUUUGUAUACCUUCAUGCCCUGUUCAGUUACCUCCCCAUUGUCUGACUGCUUAAAUGGUUCAUCAGGGUGUUCCUGAUGAAAUGAUUUCAUUUGUUUGUCCUUGGAGAUUUCAAAACCAAUUUUAUAUUGAAGCAGAAAUGCGGUAAAACUGAAAUAAAUAAUUGGAAACUUAA